Messenger RNA from Zingiber officinale, 1270 nucleotides. Its product is annotated as deSI-like protein At4g17486. The coding region runs from base 336 to 1079 and encodes 247 amino acids. Gene Ontology annotation, molecular function: deubiquitinase activity. Gene Ontology annotation, biological process: protein deubiquitination. The transcript has 4 exons. NCBI's taxonomy places the organism in Eukaryota, Viridiplantae, Streptophyta, Magnoliopsida, Zingiberales, Zingiberaceae. The record is from RefSeq and is a predicted model, not a curated record.
CAAAAAUGCAGAAUGAAUCAUUUAUUUACUGAAUAAUUAAAAAAUAAAAGGAAAGGGGUUGCCGGCGGGUCGUGCAGGGAGGAAGGAAUCGAAAUAGUUUCCGCACGAACGUUGUCGUUGCUGCUUCAGAUUGCUGCGAUACUUCCUCCUCCCAUCUCACUUCUCUUCUUCUUUCUUCUUCUUCUUCUUCUUCCUCCUCCUACUUCUCCUGUUGAUUGUAGGAAGGGAAGGAGAAGAUCGACUACUGUGCAAAGGUGCGAGCAAGGGAGGGAGGGAGGAAGGGGGUUUGCAGAAAACGGAAAGAAAAAGUGGGAAGAAAGGGUGGAUUGUGUAGGAUGACGGAGGUAGUGUUGCACGUAUACGACGUGACCAACAGCGGAUCGGAGAAGACGAACAACACCAUCCUCCAGAUCAACCGUAUCUUUAAGGAUCGUAUCGGACUCGGCGGCAUCUUCCACAGCGCUAUUCAGGUUUAUGGAGAUGAGGAAUGGUCAUUUGGAUUUUGUGAACAAGGCUCUGGAGUUUUCAGUUGUCCUCCAGGUAGAAAUCCUAUGUAUACCUACCGUGAGAGAAUUGUUCUGGGAGAAACAGAUUGCUCAAUUUUCAAAGUAAAUCAGAUUUUGAGAGAGCUUAGUCGAACAUGGCCGGGACAGUCAUAUGAUCUUUUAUCAAAGAACUGCAAUCAUUUCUGUGACACAUUCUGUGAAAAGCUAGGUGCCCCAAAGCUUCCAGGCUGGAUUAACCGCUUUGCUAAUGCUGGUGAUACUGCUGUGGUCGUUGCAGGAAAUGCAGCAUUCAGGCUGCGUCAAGCAAAACAAGAAAUUGUAACUGCUAGCAAAGUGGCUUACAGAUUUAUGUCUGGUUUAGCUUCAAAUCCAAAUUCAGAGGAGGGUACUCCAGAAUCCCCAAGCAAUUCUAAUAGAGGUAGCCCUAGAUUUCAAGGUGCAUGGUUUAAAAACUUGAUGUCCAUUGGCGCCAAACCAUCAACAAGCACAUCGGAGCUCGCAGAAGAGUCUAAUGACGUACCUAUCCACCAUCAACAACAUUCAGAAGCUGCAACACGGCUCGAAACAAAAUAGGAAUCUAUGUUGUACAACUAGACAUGAUGUGUUUUUUACUGUAAAUCUCUGAUUCCUGUGAUCCCGAGUGCAAAGAAUCAUUGUUAAGAGAAUUGCUGUAUCAUGUAUUCGACUGCUAUCCUUGGAUCUGUUCUAUCAACGUUUAUUCCUAAAAUGUUCUGAAUCUUAUGCAAGCCGUCUUCACAGGGAAA